Molecule: messenger RNA, 1230 nt
Organism: Drosophila elegans
Lineage: Eukaryota; Metazoa; Arthropoda; Insecta; Diptera; Drosophilidae
Exons: 3
Coding region: 16-1170 (384 amino acids)
Source: RefSeq, a predicted model, not a curated record
GCAAUUAAUAUCAAGAUGGGGAGCAUCGUUAACUUGGAUGACAAGUGCCUACUUAAAAUUAUAGAGUACCUAGAUCUUGAAGAACAACUAGAUCUAUGGCAGGCUACUGAAUCUAUUUCCCGAUUGAAUAAAGUUUUAUCAUGCUUCUGGCAGAGCCAUAAGAAACACGCUUUACACCGGAAAUCAUUUGAAAAUAGGGCGGAACUUCUUCAUAACUUUCUGCAGUGCAUCAGUCCUACAAUAGUGAACUUAACUCUCAAAGACUUUCCCGUAGAUCAGCUUUAUGCUUUCCGCAGUCACAGUUUUCCGAACGCGCGGAUACUAGACUAUUCGGGAGUAAUAUCCAAUGUCAACGAAGAUUUGGAGUCUCUGGUGAAUUGCUUUCCCCUCAUAGAGUCCUUUAAAAUAUCAGUUGACGGUGAGGACCCAACAUUAGAAAUAGUCGCUGGUCAUCACGUCGCCAGAUGGGAGAACCUCCGCAGACUGGAUAUAAUUGGCGCUUCCAGACACUGGAACACAAAAUGUUUUCAGGAAAUAUGCAACAGAUUGCCGCUCCAGUUUUUGGCCGUCGCAUGGAGAGACUCGGAGGAAGACGACUAUGUGGAGGCUAUAUCGAAGUUACAGGAACUUGGCGAUCUGCAAUUGGAACUUGAUCUCCUCAGCAGGGAAAGCACGAGCAUGCUGUUGAGUUUGCCAAAGCUGAGAAGAUUGCGCUUUGAUGAAUUCGAAGAUGUGGAAUGUUUACUGGAGCAUAUGGCCGAACUUCGAGGACAGGACGUUGUCGCACUUAACGUAACGAAAACUUUUGGCUGUGGCUCAAUCCCAACCGCUUUCAAAAUAUUAAUGGAGUUGUACCUGGAGGACAUAACCAUUUGGCAGACAGGCGAUGCAUUUUGGGAGAUGAUUUCCUCCUGUCCACAGCUCCAACUGUUACAUUUGCAAAACCACGAGAUAGAGGAUCGAUUCUCAGAGUUCAGUGCAUCGACCAUGGACAAGGCUUUAUGUCGGCGAAAUGAGCCUUUGGUCAUACAUUUUUCGAAUACUUCUCAUAAAGAUUUGGUAAGUAAUUACAUUGCUUUUCUUAGAAUAUGCUUAAUGAUCGUAAUGUUAGUUUUUAUUUGGAAGAUUUUGCAGCAUUUUAGUCAUGUUAAGCUAGAGAUUUUCUUUUAAGUCAUUAAGAAUGCUUAUCCAAAUCUGUCCGGCGGACUUGUAGAACUGGAAUUUACUCCU